AUGGAUUAUGAUUCAUCGUUGGCUGCAUUGUCAUUGAAUCUGCGUCGGUUGACUUUGUAUAAUGUCGAGUUAAAUGAUACUAUUUUAAACUUGGCACAAUGUAGGUUGGAGAGACUUGUUAUCUAUCCGGUUGGAGUGUGGCGGUCACCCGACAACGACCUUUUGUUGAAACUACUCAGGCAAACACCAACACUCAAAGAUUUGGGUAUUAAAUUCAGAUCGACUCAAAUGACAGCAUGUGCACCACUGGAUACCAGUGCGUUGGGUCAGUUACAAAAGUUUACAUUUAUCGGACCACAUUGCGAUAAUCUCAGAGGUUUGAUUACAAAGACUGCCUUUACCUCUCUCAUCAACGUGACUGACCUCAAACUUAAAUUCAAUGAAUUGAUAGCCGGUCACUCACGAUUACGACCAUCCGAGAUGAUUCAAGCUCUGCCAUCACUCUCUAAAAUCGGGCGUCUAAGAUUAGAAAACUUUAUCAGUCCGGCCGAAGUACAUGAUAAGCGUCCCGAGGACGAGGGAUUCACCUAUCUUCCAUGGCAGUCGUUGACCAGUCUCACUCACCUCUACAUUGAAAGACUGCUCGGUGCCUACACUCGUCGCCAAGUCAACCAUCUUUUGCAUGAUGUGCGACUCAUCCCCACUCUGCAAUCGCUCGCUAUCAAGUCAAUUACGAUGAUUGACCCACCUACACUCAUUGCCACACUCGACGCUCUUCCACGCCUAACCUACUUUAAAUACGCAACUACUCCUCGAAUGGACUGUGAACAAGAUUUUGGUACAUCGGUCAUCCACUCGUCCGAAACUUCUAUUAGUCUUGCUAUCCUCCAGUACCUUGAAACCAACCCAACCAUCAAGCGUUUCUCGUUCACCUUGGACAAUGAGUUUGGUGCCUCAGUGUAUCCAUUUAGAAAAUUAUUCAGUCACUUUGAAGAUAAUAGUAUUAGUCAAUUGCACACUAGUCCAUUUUAUCUUUCAGAUGAAUUAACACCAUUGGAAAACAAAAUCAAGGAUCUACAAAAUGAACUCACCAAUCUCAUCCAAAACUCUGAAUCGAUGCAAUGUAUAUCACUAUCUUCAAACAUUGGUAAAAUUACAACAAAUAAUACAGAGGACCGAGCAAAGAUUGGACCCAAUUUAGAAUUAUUAUCUACACAAUUCUUAAAUACCCUCGAUUCUAAAAUCAAUCCAAAAUCAAAAUUAUCAUUUAUUAAAAUUGAUAAAUGUUUAAUUCAUCAUGAUCCCAAUAAUAAUAAUAAUAAUAAUAAUAAUCAUACUCAUAAUAAUAAUGAUAAUAAUAAUAAUUUUUAUUUCAAAUUAUAA
This is a messenger RNA of Cavenderia fasciculata, 1323 nucleotides long. RefSeq lists its product as uncharacterized. Lineage: Eukaryota; Evosea; Eumycetozoa; Acytosteliales; Cavenderiaceae. The coding region runs from base 1 to 1323 and encodes 440 amino acids. The record is from RefSeq and is a predicted model, not a curated record. The transcript has 2 exons.